Messenger RNA from Lodderomyces pseudojiufengensis, 1158 nucleotides. Its product is annotated as SUMO ligase. Lineage: Eukaryota; Fungi; Ascomycota; Pichiomycetes; Serinales; Debaryomycetaceae. Gene Ontology annotation, molecular function: SUMO transferase activity. The record is from RefSeq and is a predicted model, not a curated record. The coding region runs from base 1 to 1158 and encodes 385 amino acids. Gene Ontology annotation, cellular component: synaptonemal complex. The transcript is spliced from 2 exons. Gene Ontology annotation, biological process: homologous chromosome pairing at meiosis; protein sumoylation; reciprocal meiotic recombination.
AUGAAUAUCAAUUCACCAUUUAUAUGCUGUGGCGUAUGCUAUAAGGGCCAUUUAGAUUUGAAGCAAGUCAAUGAACAGUUGUGUUUAACCUCAUGUGCUCACAUAACUUACCAUUCAUUGAACAAUUCUUCAGGUAUUGAUUCAUGUCCAAUAUGUCAUUCUGAAAAUAUUUCAACCAUUGUCAUUGACCAAUCAAUACCAUCUGAUUUAAACCAUUUUUUCACGCCAGUCACUCAACAAUUGAAUAACUUUUCAAAUUCAUGUCAACACCAAUUCAAUACCUUAAUCAACAAGGUUGAACAUUUGACUCAACUAAAUAAUAAAUUAAAUGAUAAAAUCAAAAAGCAAAAAGAAUUCUUGUAUGCUGCAAAGGAAGAAAUUACUCAUUUGAAUAAAUAUAAAUCACAAGUUGAAGAUUUAAAACUAGAAAUAAAGGAAUUGAAUAAUAAAUUGGAUGAUUGCAAACGACCUGAAACUUUUGAUUUGAGCAAUGUAAAUGAAAUUGAAUUUGGAAGAAAUAUAGAACAUCUUGAACCUAUUGAUGAUGAAUAUGAUAAUUCCUUUUUAAGACCAGAAACGUACAAAUCAGCUAAUACCAAACCAUUUAAUUUUGCACUGAAUACAUUCAUCAGUAAGAUCAAUCAAGAAUCUAAUAAUCAAUCCAAGAAAGUAUUAGAUUCAAACCAACUCCACCAAUCCUCAACUGAAAGGGCUAGAAAAUAUACAUCCAAUCAAAUGAACAAAAAAGUAGUUGCAGACGUUGGUGGCAAUCAUGGUAACGUGAACAAGAACUCAACUCUCAAAAGAUCGUUUUUUGCUGAAUCGACUAAUAUUGGUGAAUUUAAUAAUCCCAACAGAAGACCUUCAAUUUUUUCAGCCGGUACAACAUCAAUAACAAGUUCAAGAUCAGGAUUUCAAAAGUUAAAUUCAAAUAAAUAUGGUAAAGCAAGCAGAAGAUCGGCAACCAGUCAAUUAGCAUCAAGACUAACAGCAAAUAUGAGGAUUGGAUCUUUGAACGGCGAUAAAGUUAAGCUUAAAAAUAAUAUGAUACAUGGAAUCCAGGCUGCAAGUUAUCGUUCCAAUAUGAUUGAUAAAGGUCCAGUUUUGAAUAAAGUUUUGAAUCCAUUAGCAAGUAAAACGUCACACCCUUUUCGUUGA